Messenger RNA from Durotheca rogersii, 2283 nucleotides. Its product is annotated as MFS general substrate transporter. The transcript is spliced from 7 exons. Gene Ontology annotation, cellular component: membrane. Gene Ontology annotation, biological process: transmembrane transport. NCBI's taxonomy places the organism in Eukaryota, Fungi, Ascomycota, Sordariomycetes, Xylariales, Xylariaceae. The record is from RefSeq and is a predicted model, not a curated record. Bases 460 to 2010 code for a protein of 516 amino acids. Gene Ontology annotation, molecular function: transmembrane transporter activity.
CAGACCUCACGUAGCACUCCUUGGACACUCUCUGUGGCAUCCAGCAUGCCCGGAACCGUAGGUAUGUGCCAAGGCGCCGAGGAAGAGCCUCGCCCACGCACGGAAUACGGUUCCCUCCACACCCCUACCCUCCUUUAAAUGGGACCCCAUAUGGUGAUAGGGAGGGCUAGAGUGUGGCAAACCAAGCCGCAUAUACUUCCGCUGCAUCAGCCUCUAGAUAAGCAAUAUCUGCUGCUCACAUGGUUACAUAGAUCGCCGGUAGAGGUCCUUCUUGAUGAGGACGGUGGGGAGGGAAGAUGAAUGCCGGUAUUAUAAAAGCGUCAGCGUUACCCUACUCACUAUUCAUGACAUUCUUGAAUUUUCCACUCACUUGAACGCCAUUCCGUCUGUUUAUAUAGCUAGAUAGCUUGCGAUACCAAUCUGUGCUUUGAAGGUAAUAAUUGUGCCGAGUCUCACGAUAUGAGGGAAGAGAUAACCCGGGCCGCACAGGCCCCAGAGACCACCACCGCCGAACGUAAGAUGGGGGCAUCUGAGACUUCUAUACAAUGCGAAGAUCUUGGGAAGCCGACUGCUGUCUCGGUGGAUCCCGCUCAUCGCGCCCGCGUGGAGAAAUCGCUGAAGAGAAAGUUGGACUGGCGCUGUUCGCUCUUCAUAUUGAUUUACAUCCUCAACUACCUAGACCGAAACAACAUCGCAAGUGCGAGGCUUAGGGGCCUUCAGACAGAUCUAAACAUCGACGAUACACAAUACUCGACAUGCCUAAGUAUCCUUUAUAUCGGGUACAUACUUAUGCAAGUCCCAUCGAACAUUCUGAUCAACCGGAUCGAACGGCCGUCCCUCUACAUCUCGUCCGCCAUGCUGCUCUGGGGGCUCAUAUCUACGCUGACCGGAAAUACCAACAACUUCACCGAGAUGGUUAUCGUGCGGUUCUUCCUCGGCUUCGUCGAGGCCGCUUUCCUGCCCGGAGCGCUCCUCAUCCAAUCGAAGUGGUACACGCGGAGGGAGCUUGCGACGAGGAAUGCGGUUCUCUUCUGCGGAAACAUCAUCUCGAACGCGUUUUCGGCCCUCGUCGGCGCCGGUGUCUUAUCGAAUAUGCAGGGCGUUCUGGGCCAUGCUGCUUGGCGAUGGCUCUUCUGGAUUGAGGGCGCAGCUACCAUGACCGUCGCUAUCUGCGCAGCGUUUAUCCUCCCGGACCUACCGCAUAAUUCGCGCGGCUUCACGGCUGAAGAACUCGAGGUCGCACAGCUGAGAAUGGUCGAGGAUGUCGGCGAAGCUGACGUCGAUGGCGCCGGCCAGGGCCUGUUUGAAGGCCUUGUUAUGGCCGUCAGGGACCCCAAGAUCUACAUCUUUACGCUCUUCCAAACGACAUUAACGCUCGGCCUUACGUUCAAUGCCUUCUUCCCAACUCUUACUGGGACGCUCGGGUUCGAUUACGUUCCAACGCUGCUGAUGUCCUCCCCCCCGUGGGUCCUCGCGUGCGUCGUCUCGCUGAUCAACGCCUGGCACGCCGACCGGACGCAAGAGAAGUUCUGGCACAUCGUCGGCCCGGUCGUCGCGGGGACGGCGGGCUUCGUGAUCUGCAUGGCGACGUCGGACGUGGCGGCGCGGUACGUGGCGCUGUUCCUGCAGGCGAGCGCGUACGCGGGGCUGAUCGUGUCGUACUCGUGGAUCAGCGCGUCGUUCCCGCGGCCGCCGGCGAAGCGGGCGGUGGCCAUCGCGCUGAUCAACGCCGUCUCGCAGCUCGGCAACGUCGCCGGCAGCUACGUCUGGGACAUGGGCGACGACGGCUUCCGCCGCAGCUACGGCGUCGUCACCGCCAUGUUCGGCCUCACCGUCGCCGGCGCCGCCCUCUUCCGCGCCGUCCUCGCCCGCCUCAACCGCCGCCUGGCCAACCGCGAGCGCGCGUGGGACGCCCGCCCCGACGUCGGAGAGCGCACAGCCCAGAUGGAGCGCCUCGAGAGCCCCGACGAGGCGCUGCGGAUGCGGAGGGGGUUCAGGUAUCUGUUAUAGGGGGGAUUCCAGGAGAGAGAGGUUUAUCUAUUUGGGAUGUGAAUACUGGUAGAGCAUACUUAACUAGACUGUGUGUGCUUCUCUUGCGGGAAAUAUUGAACGACGUGCCAGCGUAGGCGCCGCCGUUGAUCAGGAUACCUACAGAAGGGAUUUCCCCUUAAGUGUAUAUAGGUGCCCAUGGGUUAUCAACUCGUAAAGUGAUAGAUAUUAUAUCGGUCCUGCUUAAAUGAAUCAAGAGGACUUUACGAUAAUAAGUCCGCGGCGUUAACCGAA